CUAGUUCAGUCCUUUGGCUAAUAGGAAAGGCCACGCAGAAGCUAUGGACCUGCUCUCUGUGCUUGAUAAAAGUGCAUAGAUAGAAGCCAGGGCUUCCCGGCUAGGAGGAGGGAGGAGAGCUGAAGAUCCCUGCCUGGGCUGGCUGAUCUAAGCAGUCAAAGUGGGCAGCUGAGUGCUUGAAAGAGGAUUAUGCUCGCACUAGAAAUAAGCAGUAAGUGAGUGAAUAUAUGGCUUAGAAAAGGAUUAAUCCCCCUGGGGUUAUGGGGUAAACUAGAAAAUAUUGCUUAAUUCUAGAGUAAAACUGUAAGACUUCCUUCUCUUUGUACUGUGUGUGCCGUUUGGAGAGUUGGGACUUAAAUACAAAAUCAGAACUGUAAUGCCUCCUCCCACUCUUAGGAAGGGCCAACUUUUACUUGGAAAAGUUGGGGAUGUAAGCUCCUUCUCUGACCAGCCUCUUCCUAGGAAAAUUUACUACUAAAUCAGACAAGGAGGUGGUAUUAAAUUGGAGAGGUGGAAUUUGAUAUUGGCAGAAAUUGCAAUUUUGAAUUAUGUCCUGUGAGUGCUGAAGUUAUUAUAUCUAUUAGCAGCAAUUGUCAAGAAAGUCUGGGGCAGGGGGCUAAAAAGAGAAAAUCGAGAGCUUUUAUGAUAAGGAGGCUGAGCAGUCCAUAUGCAAAGUAUUAAAUACAAAAAUUAUAUAAUAAAUAAUAAGUGAGCUUUAAAAGAACUUUAAAUGAAAGCAGUCAGAGAGCAUAAAAAAUACAAAGAUUAAAAAUUAGGAAAAGAAAUUCUCAUUUCAAUGGUUUUUUUGUGCUAGCCAAAAAUUUCACAAUGUUUACAAAGUCAAGACAGUGAUUCAGGAAUACAUCAAUUAUUGUUGUACAUUAUUAAUACUGUUGCUGGGCAAGAUCUGUGGUUCUCUGGUCAGCAAGUUCUGGCAAUGAAGCCACUGCCGCUGGUGCAAAGAAUUCUGGGAUGUCUGACAGUGAAAUGGAUGGAAGGACUCACAUUCCAUCUCUACUUAAUGUCCUUUUGUCCAGAAAUCGAGUCAUGCAAAUGAGCUACUUGAAAAGUAAAGAACAAGGAUAUGGAAAACUAAGCAGUGAUGAAGACCUCGAAAUAAUUGUUGAUCAAAAGCAGGGAAAAGGCUCUAGGGCGGCAGAUAAGGCUGUUGCCAUGGUGAUGAAGGAGAUACCGAGGGAGGAGUCUGCUGAAGAAAAGCCCCUCCUUACUAUGACAUCACAGCUGGUGAAUGAGCAACAAGAAAGCAGACCCCUCCUGAGCCCCUCCAUCGAUGACUUUCUCUGUGAAACCAAAUCGGAGGCAAUUGCAAGGCCAGUAACGUCCAAUACAGCUGUGUUGACCACAGGCUUGGAUCUCCUGGACCUGAGUGAACCAGUGUCUCAAACCCAAACCAAAGCCAAGAAGUCAGAGGCCUCAUCAAAAACUUCAUCCCUCAAGAAAAAGGCUGAUGGAUCUGACCUUAUCAGCGCAGAUGCUGAGCCGAGAGGCCAACCUCUCAGAGGCCCGGAGACUUCAUCCUUAGAUUUAGACAUUCAAACCCAACUGGAAAAAUGGGAUGAUGUUAAGUUUCAUGGAGAGCGAAAUAGCAAGGGGCAUCCAAUGGCAGAGAGAAAAUCAUGUUCAUCUAGAACAGGAUCGAAAGAACUCUUAUGGUCUUCAGAGCACAGAUCUCAACCAGAACUGAGUAGUGGGAAGAGUGCCCUCAACUCUGAGUCGGCUUCAGAGUUGGAGUUAGUGGCUCCAGCACAGGCUAGACUGACCAAAGAACAUCGAUGGGGAAGUGCAUUACUUUCUAGAAAUCACUCCUUAGAAGAGGAAUUCGAAAGGGCAAAAGCAGCAGUGGAGUCAGAUACAGAGUUUUGGGAUAAGAUGCAAGCAGAAUGGGAAGAAAUGGCCCGGAGGAACUGGAUAUCUGAGAACCAAGAAGCCCAGAACCAAGUCACGAUCUCAGCUAGCGAAAAGGGAUAUUACUUUCACACUGAAAACCCCUUCAAGGACUGGCCGGGAGCAUUCGAAGAAGGCUUAAAAAGGCUGAAGGAAGGGGACCUCCCAGUCACCAUUCUGUUCAUGGAGGCAGCGAUUCUUCAGGACCCUGGAGAUGCAGAGGCAUGGCAGUUCCUGGGGAUAACACAGGCAGAGAAUGAAAAUGAACAAGCAGCCAUUGUCGCCCUCCAGAGGUGUUUAGAACUGCAGCCCAACAAUUUGAAAGCUUUGAUGGCUUUGGCUGUGAGUUACACGAACACUGGUCAUCAGCAAGAUGCCUGUGAAUCUCUGAAGAAUUGGAUUAAGCAAAAUCCAAAGUACAAAUACCUUGUGAAGAGUAAGAAGGGCUCUCCAGGCCUCACUCGGCGAAUGUCUAAAUCCCCAGUUGACAGCUCUGUUCUGGAAGGAGUGAAGGAAUUAUAUCUGGAAGCUGCCCACCAAAAUGGAGAUGUGAUCGACCCCGACCUACAGACAGGCCUAGGGGUACUGUUCCAUCUGAGUGGGGAGUUCAACAGAGCAAUAGAUGCAUUUAACGCUGCCUUAACUGUUCGGCCAGAGGACUAUUCAUUAUGGAACCGUCUUGGGGCGACCUUGGCCAAUGGAGACCGCAGUGAGGAAGCCGUGGAGGCCUACACACGAGCCCUGGAGAUUCAGCCAGGCUUUAUCCGGUCCCGAUACAACCUGGGUAUCAGCUGCAUCAACCUGGGCGCCUACAGAGAAGCGGUCAGCAAUUUUCUCACUGCCCUCAGUUUGCAAAGAAAGAGCAGGAAUCAACAGCAAGUUCCUCAUCCUGCCAUCUCUGGGAAUAUCUGGGCUGCCCUCAGAAUCGCACUGUCUCUGAUGGACCAACCCGAGCUCUUCCAGGCAGCCAAUCUGGGCGAUCUGGAUGUCCUCCUAAGAGCUUUCAACUUGGAUCCUUGAAAGAAACAAAAACAAAAACAAAAAAAGAUGAAGAAAAAGAAGCAGAAGAAUCCCUCAUCUGUGUUGUUGUACUGAGAAAUGAAAAACUAUUUUAUUAUGGAUUUCCAAAAGGAUCAAUCAGAUAUUCAAAAGGCCAUGGUCACAUAACCCAAGGGAAUUAAUGCCUACAGACAAUGCCCAGUCUCUGUUCAGAUCCAAAAGCACAAAAUGUUGUAUAUAGAGUCAAGGUCAGGUUCCAAAGAAGAAUUGAGAGACUCAAGACAAACCAAGAUAAAGUAACUUAAUGUACUCUUCGCAAGUUGCAAGUAUAUUGCAAAACCUGUUCAGUGGGGUCCCCAGUUGCAGCUGCCUGUACAUCUGAGGAAGAUGUUCACAGGACCCAUGAAGAAAGCACUGCCUCAGAUCAGGGAAUUCUGACUGUUUCCAAACUGUCCCCUGAAGUCCCCCUUUUGCAAGACUGAACAUAGUUUGGGCCAUUGGUGCAUGCACAUAUAUUAACUCGACUAAAGACAGGCCUUGCUUUAACCUGUUCCAGUUUUAACUUUUACUGUAGCCCUGUUUCCAGAGAGGGAGCUUUGCUGGCAAAAGCAGUUUUUGCACUAGAAAUUUUUGCUGUUCCCAAUCAAAACUUUUCUGGGGUUGUAUAUAUGCACUUUAAUAUCUUAUUUAUGCCUUGCUGGAGUUUUGUUUCGCUGCUCCAAUUUUUAACUUGGGGGAAAAGGAUUUGAGAACUCAGAAUUGUUAGAUCAAUGGACCAAAUAAAUAAUUCCUGAAAAUAGUUUUUCAUAGUGUAGGGUUUCAAAGGAGUGAUUUUCUUAAAGCAGACAUGACAUAGGGUGUAAAUGUGCAAACAUAGAUCUUAUUCACAUGCUUUCUGGGACUGCAUGAACUUAGAGACCAGAUUGUGUCUCUUCAUGCAUUCUCCGCAGGAGGAAAGCUGGAUAAUACCAUGAUUUCUAUUGAGUUUGCAUUAACGUGCUUAAGUGUCAUAUUUUACUGGCUUUCUGACUGCCCUGCACAACAAAAUUCCUUUUAAACUAUUCCUAUUUUAAAUGGUAUUUCUUAAGCGUGAUAAUACAUUUUUCCUAAAAAUGAUGCGUUUCCUUUGUUCCAUAAUGACCUGCACUCUUCACCUUCUUGCAUUAUAAAGGAAAAUCAACAUUUUUUAACUGAACCUCACUGAAUGUCAGUGGUUUAAUAUGAAAAAUGCAUGCCCCUUUGGCUCUUAUCUUAAACAUUUAGCAAGUUUCAGAAACUUUCUAUUGGCAGUAAUGUUUUCUUUAAUUGGUCACCUUCCAUUUAGUUCUUCAGAGUAUUUUGUGUGUGUGUUUGAGGCUUGAUAAUUAUUUUGACAUAUACAUUUUUUAAAUAAUUAGAAAAAAUAUUUGCAAAAUGCUAACCAAAAUAUCAUUUUACCCAGGUCCUGUUCUAGUACGUUGUCCUAUUGUUCUUCACCUUGUAUCCAUCCUUCCUCCUGAAACUCCCCCAAGGUAGUUUGAUCCCAACUUUUUCUUCAUGGGUUUUGUUUGUUUGUUUGUUUGU
Messenger RNA from Sciurus carolinensis (gray squirrel), 4467 nucleotides. It is a transcript of the gene Pex5l, whose product is annotated as peroxisomal biogenesis factor 5 like. The record is from RefSeq and is a predicted model, not a curated record. Gene Ontology annotation, molecular function: protein binding. The transcript has 15 exons. Bases 973 to 2925 code for a protein of 650 amino acids. NCBI's taxonomy places the organism in Eukaryota, Metazoa, Chordata, Mammalia, Rodentia, Sciuridae. Gene Ontology annotation, cellular component: peroxisomal membrane; cytosol. Gene Ontology annotation, biological process: protein import into peroxisome matrix, docking.